AUGGCAGCUUCUAACUUACUUACUAGCCACAAUGCAGGGACGACGUUCAAAGCGGUGCCCAGGCUCAAACCAAUAACCCCCGUCUCCCUGUCCCAGCAAUGGAAAGACGAAAUUACUCUACAUUCUCCCACUCUUAAAGUUUUCGUUUACGAAGGUUGGAACAAGCUUCCCGUUCCCAUCACCCACAACACAGCUGUUCCCAUCGGCAAACCCGAACUCAAACGGAUAGGCAAGCUCAAACUCUUAACACUGACCCAGCUCCGAGUUUACAAGACGACCCUCCGAUGGAAAACAAUGAAGACGAACCCGAUGUUAACACAAACUAUAUAUCCCUCGUCUAACCUCCCCCUCUUCCUCCUCCUCCUCGCAGGCCUGUCAUCUCCAUAUCCGAACUCAAAAUCAAACCCACCACCCCGUCCCUCUCCUCCCUCUCCUCCCAGUCCCUCACCGUAA
Stereum hirsutum FP-91666 SS1 is the source of this 453-nucleotide messenger RNA. RefSeq lists its product as uncharacterized. The record is from RefSeq and is a predicted model, not a curated record. The coding region runs from base 1 to 453 and encodes 150 amino acids. The transcript has 3 exons. NCBI's taxonomy places the organism in Eukaryota, Fungi, Basidiomycota, Agaricomycetes, Russulales, Stereaceae.